This is a messenger RNA of Vigna unguiculata (cowpea), 1389 nucleotides long. Its product is annotated as cytochrome b561 domain-containing protein At4g18260-like. Gene Ontology annotation, molecular function: heme binding; transmembrane monodehydroascorbate reductase activity. Lineage: Eukaryota; Viridiplantae; Streptophyta; Magnoliopsida; Fabales; Fabaceae. The record is from RefSeq and is a predicted model, not a curated record.
CACUGGGAAACAGAAGGUAGUGUUCACUAGGGAAGUCUAACGACCCACUUUCUCUAUCAGAACUCUCCAUCAAAAUCUGACACGCUUUUUUUCUUCUCCUUUUUCUGAAACUCCACAUUCUCCACCAUAAACUCAAAAAACCAUGUGAAAAGUUAACCCCACAACCACUACUUUGAAAUCUUACUUCAUUAUGUAUCCCCACACACCCCACUUUCAUAACCAUCAUUUUUCAUGCAACAACCACUGCUAUUAGCCUAUUAUAUUCAAAGAGUCUCACUUUAUUAUGCUGGAAUGUAUAACUAUUAUGAAGGUUAAAACUUUAUCUAUCCUGAUUUGGACAAAACUGUUUCGCUGUGCUAGCUGAGAAGAAAGCAUUGGAGAUUGAGUUGGUUGGUCAUCAAAAGAAGGAGGAAUGGGAGUUCAGCAACAGCUCGGUGCUUUCCUCUUUCAAGUAAGCAUUGUUUUUGUCAUGUUUCUCAUUGUUAGCGCAUCUGAAGAGCACAAGAAAGUUAGAGGCAGACAUUCAAGCAGAAAAGACCAUAGCACCAAGAUGAGUCCUAGACUUCAGUUCGAGAUCACAUUACAUGGGCUUCUCUUGUGGGCUUCAAUGGCGUUCUUGCUGCCUGUUGGUAUACUAGUCAUUAGACUGUCAAACAGAGAGGGGAACCGAAGAAGGCUUAGAAUCAUAUUCUAUGUUCAUGCAGUUCUGCAGAAGCUUGCGGUACUUCUUGCUACUGCAGGAGCUGUCAUGUCCAUAAAAAAUUUCAACAACUCCUUCAACAAUAGUCAUCAAAGAUUAGGGGUAGCAUUAUAUGGCAUUAUGUGGCUGCAAGUUCUAGUUGGCAUUUUUCGACCACAAAGGGGAUCCAAAAGAAGAAGUGUGUGGUUCUUUGCACACUGGAUAAUGGGAACUGCAGUGUCAUUAUUGGGUGUCCUGAAUGUAUUUAUUGGCUUACAAGCCUACCAAGAAAAAACAUCUAAAAGCAUAACAACUUGGAAAAUACUUUUCAGUGUUCAGAUAUGUUUGAUUGUGAUUUUCUACCUUCUUCAAGAAAAAUGGGUCUACAUUAAAAACCAAGGAGUGGUUUAAGACAACUGAGUACAAACACUGAUUCCUACUUAUCAAGAAGCUGAUUCUUACUAAGAAAGAUGUUUCAAUGCUUUGCCAUGUGUGCAAGUAUUUGAAACACAUAAGGGUACUGAUAGACGUGAAUUUCUCUCCAUGAAUGUUUCUGUUAGUUUCUUUUUCUACAGAGAAGACACAGUCAUUGAAAUGUUUGUAAUACCUUCUUGUGAGAUACAUUUUUUGUUGUGUUCUCCUAACAAUCAGUUCUGACGUUUUAUGUUUUCAAACAUUGAAUUGUUGACGCUUGUAUACUUCAUGGAAAU